AUGCACCCGCUCGGCGGCUCCCUCCGGCUCGGCGGCCUCCUGGGGCUGGCAGUGGCCUCGCAGGGGUCGCGCCUCCAUCACCGGUUCGGCGGCGGCGGCAACCAGACGGACCGGCUGACCGAGUGCCUGACCGAGGCCGGGGUGCCGGUCGACAUGGCGGGGACGGCGGAGUACGCGAUCGACGUCUCGUCCUUCAACCUGCGGCUCAACUACACCCCCGCGGCGGUGGCGGCGGCCGGCACGGCCGACCACGUGCGGGACGCCGUCGCCUGCGCGGCGCGGCUCGGCGUCAAGGCGACGGCCAAGUGCGGCGGCCACAGCUACGCCUCCUUCGGCCUCGGCGGCGAGGACGGCCACCUCGUCAUCGAGAUGAGCCGCAUGAACCGGGUCGUUCUCGACGACGAAACCGGCAUCGCCACCGUCGAGGGCGGCGCCCGCCUCGGCCACCUCGCCGUCGAGCUCUGGGACCAGGGCAAGAGGGCCAUCAGCCACGGCACGUGCCCCGGCGUCGGAGUCGGCGGACACGUCCUGCACGGCGGCUACGGGAUGAGCUCCCACACGCACGGCCUCGCGCUCGACUGGAUGGUGGGCGCGACCGUGGUGCUGGCCAACGCGAGCGUGGUCGAGUGCUCCGAGACGGAGAACCCGGACCUCUUCUGGGCCCUGCGCGGCGCCGGGUCCUCGAUGGGCGUCGUGACCGAGUUCCGCUUCAAGACGUUCGAGCCGCCCGAGAACCUGACCUACUUCGUCGCCACCGCGCAGUGGCCGACCGAGGACCGCGCCCUGGCCGGCCUCGCCGCCGUCCAGGAGUACGCCAAGACGAUGCCGGCCGAGCUCAACAUGCGCCUCUACAUCGCCAACCGCUUCGUCAACCUCGAGGGCCUCUACUACGGCGACGACGCCGCCCUCCACCACACCCUCGCCCCGCUCCUCGACCAGGCCAACGCGACCCUCGCCCUGGCCCAGACCGGCGGCUGGCUCGACCAGCUCAAGCACUUUGGCGGCUCCAACCUCGACCAGGGGCACGGCCACGAGGAGCACGAGACCUUCCACUCGACGAGCCUCUACACGGGCCCACUGGACGAGGACCGGCUGCGCGCGUUCGUGGGGUACUGGUUCGGGCCGGCCAAGAACAACACGCGUAGCUGGCACGUGCAGAUCGACCUACACGGCGGGGAGAACUCGGCCGUGUCGGUGGCCCCCCGGUCGACGGCGUACGCGCACCGCGACUCGCUCCUCAUGUUCCUGCUCUACGACCGCGCCGACCGCGGCGAGUUCCCCGCCGACGGCGCCGCCCUCAUGGACAACUUCGCCGCCGCCGUCACCGCCGGCUUCGACCCCGACGACUGGGGCAUGUACGUCAACUACCCCAACCCGUCCCUCUCCCAGGACGACGCCAAGGCCAGGUACUGGGGCCCCAACCUCGCUCGCCUGCGGGCCAUCAAGAAGGACGUCGACCCGGACGACCUGUUCCACUACCCGCAGGGCAUCUUGCCGGCGUAG
Messenger RNA from Thermothelomyces thermophilus ATCC 42464, 1503 nucleotides. RefSeq lists its product as uncharacterized. Gene Ontology annotation, molecular function: oxidoreductase activity; FAD binding. The transcript has 3 exons. NCBI's taxonomy places the organism in Eukaryota, Fungi, Ascomycota, Sordariomycetes, Sordariales, Chaetomiaceae. Bases 1 to 1503 code for a protein of 500 amino acids. The record is from RefSeq and is a predicted model, not a curated record.